AUGUUGCAUGCCCUCUCAAACUCUCACCGUCGGGAUUUCUCAGUGCCACGAACAUCAUCCGCCAACGACCGUCGAUACGCCGACAUCAAGAUGGUCAACCUUACCACCCAGAAGCGCCUCGCCGCCUCCGUGGUCGGCUGCGGCAAGCGCAAGAUCUGGCUCGACCCCAACGAGAUGAGCGAGAUCUCCAACGCCAACUCCCGCCAGACUAUCCGCAAGCUCGUCAGCGAUGGCCUGAUCAUCCGCAAGCCCGUCACCAUGCACUCCCGUGCUCGCGCUCGUGAGCUCAACGAGGCCCGCCGUAUCGGUCGUCACCGUGGUCUCGGUAAGCGCAAGGGUACCAAGGACGCCCGUAUGCCCAGCCAGGUCCUCUGGAUGCGCCGCAUGCGUGUUCUCCGUCGUCUGCUCGUCCGCUACCGUGCCGCCGGCAAGAUCGACAAGCACCUCUACCACGAGCUCUACCACCUGAGCAAGGGUAACACCUUCAAGCACAAGCGUGCCCUCGUUGAGCACGACAUCCAGACUGACUUGUUCUUUUCCUCGCAACAGAUCCAGAAGGCUAAGGCUGAGCGUGCGCGUGACCGUGUCCUCCGCGAGGAGAUGGACGCUAAGCGUGCCAAGAACAAGGCUCUCCGUGAGCGCCGGUUGGAGCGCAAGGAGGCUAAGCGCGAUGCUCUGAUCAACGAGACUCAGGAGUAA
Messenger RNA from Penicillium nucicola, 699 nucleotides. Its product is annotated as 60S ribosomal protein eL19. The record is from RefSeq and is a predicted model, not a curated record. The coding region runs from base 1 to 699 and encodes 232 amino acids. Gene Ontology annotation, biological process: translation. Gene Ontology annotation, cellular component: cytosolic large ribosomal subunit; ribosome. Gene Ontology annotation, molecular function: RNA binding; structural constituent of ribosome. Lineage: Eukaryota; Fungi; Ascomycota; Eurotiomycetes; Eurotiales; Aspergillaceae. The transcript is spliced from 5 exons.